Molecule: messenger RNA, 3706 nt
Organism: Ostrea edulis (European flat oyster)
Lineage: Eukaryota; Metazoa; Mollusca; Bivalvia; Ostreida; Ostreidae
Product: G-protein coupled receptor 157-like
Exons: 3
Coding region: 21-1004 (327 amino acids)
Biological process (GO): cell surface receptor signaling pathway; adenylate cyclase-activating G protein-coupled receptor signaling pathway
Cellular component (GO): plasma membrane
Molecular function (GO): G protein-coupled receptor activity
Source: RefSeq, a predicted model, not a curated record
CAAUUUGUAAAACAAGAGACAUGGCAGGGUCCCCCCAGGAGGAUGCUAUUUUUGCUGCUAUUACCUUGGUCAGUGCUUCUAUGUCACUCUGUGGAGGAUUUGCACUUUUGAUCACCUACAAUAAAAUGCCAAGCUUCCAAACUCCUGUGCGCAAACUUCUGGUUUUUCUGACAAUUGCGGACAUCUUCACAGCGUUUGGUUACAUUAUUGGUACUAUAAAUUUUUUUCGACUGGAAAAUCACAAGAAAAACGAGACGGAUCCGAUGUGUGAAGCACAGAGUUUUAUCACUACAUUUUCUAGCCUCUCUUCCUUUGCCUGGACAUCGGUUAUUGCUAUACAUCUAUAUUUAUUGAUCAGGACCCAAAGAGACUUCGAAAGGAAUUCUCGCCUAAAAUUUCUCUACCAUAUCAUAGGAUGGAUAUUACCGGCCAUUAUUUGCAUCCCUAUCCUAGCCACGGGUCACUUAGGUCGUGAUAACCGAAACUUUCAGACGGGAACGGGUCUGUGGUGCUGGAUCAGAAUAGAUUAUACACUGUCAGGCGACAACAAAAUCCAUUCCACCGAUAUUCUACUGAUGUUCAUGUCCGGGAAACUUUGGGAGCUUCUGACUUAUGUACUGUCCAUUUCCAUAUACAUGUUAUUGAAAAUUGAUACUUACAUCGAGAGACAGAAAAACAAAAGCUACGUAUGGAGUGAUGUAGAUGGUGUUAAUUUGCAAGACGAAGAUGAACGAUUUUGUUACACAUGGCUUAUUCUGUAUUUAUUACGACUUUGGGGGACAAUAGGAUUCUUUCUUGCAAUAUUUAAUACGGGUAAAAAUGUGGAAUCCAUCUUGAAAUACUUUCAAUGCGCUGGAGACAGUUCGCAGGCGCUAGGAAACUUUAUUUUAUUCUGUAUGUUUGAUAAAAACGUCCGAAAAAAGUAUCGUGAAAAGAUUUGUAAUUGUUGCCACAGACGGGGUGACUAUGAGUUGUUGGAUAGCUGGGGGGAUCAAACCAUAUAGAUAUGGCAAAUCCAGGCGAUUUUGCUUUCCUUCCAUAAAUCUAUCUACUUCUCCGUAGCAUGUUUUUGAAACCUUCAUUAACAUAAUCUUUCUCCUUUUUAUACGCCCGUCUUUAGACGGGAUGUAUUAUGGUACAGCAAUGUCUGUACGUCCGUCCGUCCGUUCGGAGUUUUCUCUUUAUAAUUUCAUUUCCCUUUUACAUAUAAUGCUGAACCUUCCUGUGUAGCUUCUUUGUGGAUCACUCUAGAUCAUACUGCAAUUUUGAUCCAUUUUGACCUUUUUUCCAGGAGUUUUUUCCCUUUAUUUGGAAAUAAUUAUUAUAUGGAGGGUACAUAAUUUGUCCGCCCUACUCCUCCCACAGUUUUCAAGUGAGAGCCUUCUUAUUAUGCCCCCUUCAAAGAAGAGGGGCAUAUUGGUUUGCACCUGUCGGUCGGUAGACCACAUGUUGUCCGCUCAAUAUCUUGAGAACCAUUCACUUGAUGAUAAUGAUAUUUCAUAUGUUGGUUGGUUAUGAGUAGAAGAGGACCCCUAUUGUUUUUCAGGUCAAAAGGUCAAGGGUCAAUCUACUCUGGACAUAGGAAUAUAAUGUCCGCUCAAAAUCUUGAGAAUCCUUUUUUUGAAAAACAUCAAACUUAGCACACUGGUACAUCCUAAGGAGUAGAUGACCCCUAUUGAUUUUGAGGUCAUAUGGUCAAGGGUCAACCUGGGCAUAGGAAUAUACUGACCAUUCAAUGUCUAGAGAACCCUGUGCUUGACAGACAUCAAACUUGGUACACCAGUACAUCUUCAGAAGAAGAUGACCCCUAUUGAUUUUGAGGUCAUAUGGUCAAGGGUCAAACUGACCAUAGGAAUAUACUGACCAUUCAAUGUCUAGAGAACCCUGUGCUUGACAGACAUCAAACUUGGUACACCAAUACAUCUUCAGGAGAAAAUGACCCCUAUUGAUUUUGAGGUCACAUAUUUAAAGGUCAAGGGUCAAACUGAACAUUGGAAUAUAAUGUCUGCUCAAUAUCUUGAGAACCCUUUGCUUGACAGACAUCAAACUUGGUACAUUGGUACAUCUUCUGGAGACGAUGAUCCCUAUUGAUUUUGAGGUCACAUGUUUAAAGGUCAAGGGUCCACCUGGACAUUGGAAUAUACUCUCCGCUCAAUAUCUUGAGAACCCUUUGCUUGACAGACAUCAAACUUAGUACAGUGGUGUAUAUUCAGGAGGAGAUGACUCCUAUUGAUUUUGAGGGCACAUGAUCAAAGGUCAAACUGGACAUAGUAAUAUACUGUCCACUCAAUAUCUUGUUAACCCUUUUGCUUGACAGACAUCAAUCUUAGUACACUGGUACAUGUUCAGGAGAAGAUGACCCAUAUUGAUUUUGAGGUCAAAAGUCAAUUGUUGAACUGGACAUAGUAAUAUAUUGUGUCCUAUAUUUUAAGAAUUAUUGGCUUGAUUGACACCAAAUUUGGUACACUGGUACAUCAUAAGGAGUAGAUGACCCCUAUUGAUUUUUAGGUCACAUGGUCAAUUCACUCUUGACAUAGGAAGAUAUUGUCUGCUCAAUAUUUUGAAUUGAUGAUACUACUAUCAAUUAAAUGAUGUGUGUGUAUAACCCUUUUCAAUUUUGCACCAAGGGGGCAUAUGUGUUUUACAAACAUCUAUUGUUUUGUGGAGUGUUUGUAUGGGUAUUGAAGAUGUGUAUGUGGGAUGGAUUUUGAUUUUCUACAAUUUUUGAGAAAAUUACAGGUUGUUGAACUUAGUCUAUUUGGAAAUUAAUAUUCUAUGGAGGGUACAUAAUUUGUCCGCCCAACUCCUCCCACAGUUUUCAAGUGAGGACCAUCUUAUUUUGUGGAGUGUUUGUAUGGGUAUUGAAGAUGUGCAUCUGGGGAAGGAUUUUGAUUUUCUUCCAUUUUUGAAAAAAUUACAGGUUGUUGAACUUGGUCCAUUUUGAGGAAAUCUAGAUUUUUAAGCUAAGACCUUUGUUCAUAUGAAAGUUUGUCACAGCCUCAUGAUGGCUGAUAAUACCUGAAGCAAUGUUAUGCAAAUUAUAGCACAAGAAAAACACCCUAUGUAAGCAUUUCACGGGCGUAUUAUGUACCGUUUGCGGUACUCUUGUUCUUCUUUGAGGAGAUAAAGUAAGAUAUACGGUAUGAAAUAUGGGGAUCUCAUAAUUUUGUGCUUAUUCAAUCUUCUGUUAAUUAAGACGUUAUUCAUACCAUGCACUGCUAUAGAAUAUAAUCAACAUUACGGGCGUUGCAUUCUCUGCUAUACAUCGGGCGUUGCAUUCUCUGAUAUACAUCGAGCGUUAAUUCUCUGCUAUACAUCCGGCGUUGUAUCUCUGUUAUACAGCGAGUGUUGCAUUCUCUGCUGUACAUCGGGUGUUCCAUUUUCGUUUAUACAGCGGACGUUGUAUUAAGAUAAAUUUCAAUGUAAUAAUAUUUGUAUUUCUUUCGAAUUCAUUAUUAAACACGAUUGAACAUUUAAAGUUUGGUGCGUACAUGGCUGUAAAGCUUUGAAAACUGGUUAUAUGCACAUGAGAUGUGGACAAAAUAGUAUUUCAACCAUUUGCUGUAAUGUUCUGUAUAUACGAUACUACAUUAAAAUAUAUAGCAAACUGAUUAAUCUCAUUUAUAUACCAUUUGCAGUAUUUCCCAUGAUGUCUUAAGAAGUAUCUUUUGUAUUUCCUAUCGCGUUGUAAAUUUAAAAAAAAAAA